CCCCGGGGGCCAACCUGGAGUGUUCUUGUUCAUGCCCCCUGGCCGCUGAGCACCCGAGGCUGAGUCACAGGCACAGAAUUAGGCCCGACCUACUCUGGGGUAGGGUCUGUUCUGUGUCCUCCUGACAGCCUGGCAUGGGUGCAGCAUUCUCCAGGAGUCUGUUACUAACCUGAUGCGUCAUCCUCAGGGCCGGGCGGAGAUGGAUUAAGAGGGCUGAGAACUCUUUGGUGGACUUCUCGGGACCCAGGGUCCCAACUGCUACAGUGAUUAGCCACACCUAUAAGGGUCUGCCUCCUAGACUUUAGCUUCCCCUUCUAGAAAUGGAAAAAGGCUUAAUGACAUUUCCCUGGUGUCCUUUUCCAGGCAUCCAGCAGGCGUUUAAUAACCGGCCAAGUAAUUAUUGAAGUUUCUAAAUAAGGAAUACUAAUGGCUGAGUCUGGCCUCAAUCCCAGUGUCCCUGAGAGGCCCGCCGCAAGGGCGGCACAGGGCACAGUAUAAAUUGGAGACAGCUUGCGCUUGGGCACUGAGUAGCCCAGGGUAGCAGCGGAGAAGCAGGAUGGAGAUCCGGGUGCCUGUGCAGCCUUCUUGGCUGCGCCGUGCUUCAGCUCCUUUACCGGGUUUUUCCACUCCGGGACGCCUCUUUGACCAGCGUUUCGGCGAAGGGCUGCUUGAGGCAGAGCUGGCUUCACUGUGCCCUGCUGCGAUCGCGCCCUACUAUCUGCGCGCCCCCAGUGUGGCGUUACCCACAGCCCAGGUGCCCACGGACCCUGGGUAUUUUUCUGUGCUGCUGGAUGUGAAGCACUUCUCGCCAGAGGAAAUCUCUGUCAAGGUGGUUGGCGACCAUGUGGAGGUCCAUGCUCGGCAUGAGGAGCGCCCAGAUGAACAUGGAUUCAUUGCUCGAGAGUUCCACCGCCGAUACCGCCUGCCUCCUGGCGUGGACCCUGCUGCAGUGACCUCGGCACUGUCUCCUGAGGGUGUUCUGUCCAUCCAGGCCACACCAGCGUCGGCCCAGGCCUCACUUCCGUCACCACCUGCUGCCAAGUAGGGGUCCCAGCCUUACAGGACCGAACCGGGAAGCCUCUUUAGGCUCCCUUUUAAAAUGCCGAUCUGACUCCACUGCCCAGCCAGAUGUCCCAAUCGCUGUCAAGACAGCCUUGCCCAACCACAACUAGAUGUCCUCCCCUGAGACCUUUCCAACCCAAACCCUACCUGAGCCUUAGUGACCUAGACACCCUUCCUAAGCCCUCUCCCAGCUUUCAGGCCCCACCCAUGACAUCUCUCUAGAGGCAACACAAACACUACUGUCAGCCUGAGCCAAGGCUCCCAUCAGACUGACCCCACUUUGGGCUUCUCUCACACUCAGGCUGCACUUGUGAGCUGUAGAACACUGUGACAGCAGAAUACAAUGUAGUCAGCGCUCCCCUCCUUCCAGUCCUGUCACCCAAUUCCCCACAGUGAUGUAGACUGCAUAGGCUUUCCACACCAGAACGCCCAAGCCUGGUCCACCAGACUCCCGUCUCUGUAACCUAACACUCCUCUGCCCCAGCCCACUGUCUGACUUAAAACUCCAGGCACCGAAAUUCUUGAAUACUAUUCUGACCUCCAAUUCUUGGGACUCCUAUUCCUGACAAACCAGGAACCCCAAACUCAAAUUGUAUGGACACUCCACCUUCUCCAGAUGUGCUAGACCAAUGAACAAGAACCCGUGAGCUCUCUGUCCUGGCUCCCCAUCUGCAGUCAGAUGUCUUAGGGAGCCCGCUCCACAUCUGCCAUCCUCUAAGGUUGCACCUUCAUUGUGAACAUUUCCUGUCUCCCCAGGCCUUCCUGCCAUCAGUUCCCAAUAAAUGCACUUGAGAUUUGUCAA
This is a messenger RNA of Rattus rattus (black rat), 1864 nucleotides long. RefSeq names its product heat shock protein family B (small) member 6 (gene Hspb6). The transcript has 3 exons. The record is from RefSeq and is a predicted model, not a curated record. Gene Ontology annotation, biological process: protein refolding; response to heat. Gene Ontology annotation, molecular function: structural constituent of eye lens; protein folding chaperone. Lineage: Eukaryota; Metazoa; Chordata; Mammalia; Rodentia; Muridae. The coding region runs from base 557 to 1045 and encodes 162 amino acids.